GUAAAGUCCCUGCAUUCAUAAGGCUACUAGCACCAAAAGGCUCUCUAGAAGUUCAUGAAGAGGCGUGGAAUGCAUACCCCUAUUGUAAAACAGUUAUAUCGAAUCCAUAUAUGAAGGAGAAAUUUGUUUUGGCCAUAGAGACAAUGCAUGUGGCUGACAGAGGAUUGCAGGAUAACAAUCCCGGUUAUAUGAAAGAAAAUUUCAUCAUUGUAAUAGAAUCAUUACAUUUAGCAGAUACAGGAAUGCAACAAAAUGUGCAUGAGUUACCGCCAGAGAAGUUGAAGAAUCGUGACGUGGUGCAUAUAGACAUUGCUAAUGAUCCAGUAACUACGGCAGAUUAUAAACCUGAUGAAGACCCAACGAAGUUUAAGAGUGAAAAGACAGGACGAGGACCUCUUAUAGGGCAGUGGAUGAACAAGGUGAAUCCUGUCAUGACGUGCUACAAACUGGUCACUGUUGAGUUCAAGUGGUUUGGACUGCAGUCAAGGAUAGAAAAUUUCAUCCAGAAGUCAGAGCGACGCCUCUUCACAAAUUUCCAUAGGCAAGUGUUCUGCUGGAUUGACCGCUGGCAUGGUCUCACCAUGGAGGACAUUAGAGCCAUCGAGGAUAGAACAAAAGAGGAGCUGGAUAAGCAACGUAUGGUUGGUGAGGUCCGUGGCAUGAAGGCUGAAACAGAUUGAACAGGAUGCUCACACUGCCCCCCUGCUCCCCACCUACCCAUCGUUCACAUCACAUGCCAUGCUUCAUACCUUCGCAUCUACUGCUGGGGUGCCAAACACAAAAUCCUUAUACACCCACUGUAUUAGAAGCAUCCACUUUUCAGUUGUUUAAUUGCUUUCCGAAUAUACACUGGAUUAUGUUUUGGGAAGAAAUCUAAAUUCCCUAUGAACUGAAAUAAAACAAGCUUUCCAUAUUCGUUCAAAACAGUUUUUUUACUUGUAUUUCUCAUUCUUGACUGGGCUUUUUUGUGUCAGUUUUUUAUCAGUACUUUCUCUUCCAGGCAGAAAUAGGCAUUUGCACCAAGUGUGAGGAGAGGAGGUAUUUCUAAUUCUUGAUUUUCAAAAUCCUUAACUAGUUUUACAAUUAUGUACAGUAUUUUGACAGUGGGCAAAGAGUACCACUAACAUUAUGCUGGAAAUGCAUUUUCACAAGUUCCAUAAUUUCGUGGAAGUUAAUGUAAUCAUGGAGCGGUUGUUUUGUACUUUUUUUUCUCCUGAACAUACACUUUUAUAUAGGGAAUAGUAUGUAUAUAUUUAAAUACUGUUAUUGUGUAACUGUUAUACAUUUUGUUAAUCUCUCAUGAAUCCAUGACCUUGCAGCUGUAAUGAAACUUAUUAUGGAGAAGAGUUGUCUGUUAUGAGGCUGCUUUUGAGACCAAAUCCUGUUUGAUAGGAGAAUUAUGAGAUCACUUUCCUUCAUCAUUAAUACUGUAAAAACAUUUUUUAUGCUUUAAAAAAACCCAUGUCCAUUUGCAGCUGUAGCGACAGUGCCAGCAUGUUUCUACUAAUAAUACCCUCAAGCUAACUGAUAUGUUGCCUCCUUGCUAUAUCAGAGCCAGUUGGCUGUCACUUAACAGUUGCUCUCCAUGAUUCAUUAUGUGAUUAUUUCAGUUCCACAGCCUUGUUCAUGACACCAAGGCCUUAUCAGUGGGGGGAAGUUAUAUGAAUGAGAGAUUAUCAUAAAAUUACAUACAUGAAAGGAAACAAUUACAGUGUAUCAUGGUGUACGUACUUAUUUAUUGUUAGACUGUAGAACUACUCAUCCACAAGUUUAAAAAUUCUUUUGGAGCCGUCAUACAGAACAUAUGGAACAUAACUUGCUACCUCUAAGUCCCACCUCUCCAUCACAGCUGAUUACUGUCUAUAUAUUUACUGCUUCUGCCUUAAAGCAGAUUUAAUUUCCUCCUAUCUUAAAUAUGCAUUUUUAUUCAAUAAUGUAAUUAACAGUAAAGCCGGCAAUGAUGAUUUGUGCAAUGAAAUACACUGCAUGAAAAAUUAUUGGGCAUACUAAUUAGACUUCAUAUCCCUUUUCUGCACAAAGAACAUAUAUGGAAUUCUUAAUUUUUAAGCUUUUUCUUUUUGUUCCCUUUUGCCAUUAUUUAUCUGUGGUUCAUUUACAGAUGAAUAGUCAGUGGUCUGUAAAUUUAAAACAUACGUAUACUCUAUUCUCCCCGUGAUUCAAUAAAUCCAGUACCCUGAAUAGCCAGAACACUUAGUAAAAACAUAAAAUAGAAUCAGUAUUAAUGUGGAUACUCAGUGUCAUCAGUUUCUUUUCAAGUUCAGUGCAGUUUGCAUGCUGUUGAAAGUACAGAGAGAAUAGUAAAGGAAAUUGGCAUGAGCUGAACUGUAUAAAAUAUCAGCAGUUGGCACAUUUUCUUAAUGUAAAAAUGUGAUGAAAUAAAAGAGGAAAGGAAGGAAUGCACAAGGAUGAGAAUUAGCUUAGGGGGCAAACUUCAUUGUUAACUGUCAGUUACUUUAUGAAAUAGUAAUGAGAUAAGAACAUGCAGAAUAUUGUACAAUAAUUUCUUCUAUUGGUGUUUUAGAAAGUGUUUGUGUAAGACAUGUACUGUAGGAACAAAACUAACUGGUAUUGAUUUUGUAAUGUUUCCUGCAAAAUUAAAAGGAAAAUCCUUCAUUAUACUUAAAGGUAUGCAGAAAAUGAGUUUUAAAUGCUAUAGUACAGUAUCCUUCUGUCCUUGGCCUAGUCAAGGUGUUGGUUGGCAGCCAAGGAACCACUGGAAGCAGUCAAAUAAAAUCAUUCCAUAAAUAUUAGCAUAAUGCUUCAUUUAAUUCUACUCUUCUCAAGUGACAGUAUAACAAUUUUAUUUAAGGAACCCCAUAAUACAGAUAAAUGAAAUUAAACAUUCUGUAGUUCUGAUGUCUAUGAAAUUGAGAACAGAAUACUGUUGCCACAAGGAGGAAUGGAGAGCUCAAGAGGCAUAUAAAACUAAAUGACAGAGGCCAUAUAACAAAGAGCCUACAAAUAAAAAAUAUGGAAAAAGAAACUAAAGUUUUCAUUUGCCACUAAAUCCAUUGUGUAGAUGAAAAUUUCACUUUCCAUUAUGCCUUAACUUCCCCGUCUUCCUGUUAAAUGUGGCUGUUUUAGAUUGCUGUAAAUAAAAUAAAUGUGAAGGUGCCUCAUGGUAUGAGCUGUACUACACUUACAUACAUAUUUGUGUGAAUUAACAAAUGGUGUAGUAACAUCAAUUGUCUUGAAGACACAGUAAUUAUGUGUGGCUUUACUUCUGUAAAAUCUAUAUAUUGUAUUUUGUCACACCAAUCUUUAUGGUUUCUGUUCCUAUAGACAUCAUCUUCAGUCCUGGCACCAUCUAUAUAAUAUAAGAAAUGAAGCAAAGUUUACCAUUCCAUAACAUUUAUCUGUGCCUGUGGUUCAUACAGCUAAGUUCUCAAAUUUGGAAACCUAAACCAAUAUAGCAUUGAUCUAGUCAAUGUGUCAAAAACUAGGAUUUCAACAGAUACAGUAAUAAAAUAAUGAUGUAUGUAGUGAAACCAAUUAACAUUUAAAUUAAUUGGUGUAAUUAUUUGCACAUGUAUAUAAAUUAGAACAUACAUAGAUAGUGAUGUAUGGCACCAGAAGAUCACUAAACGUCCCUUGGGGUAAUUGUGUGAUGUCAGAGUAAGGGAAAUGAAUGAAUAAUUAUUG
Molecule: messenger RNA, 3663 nt
Organism: Cryptotermes secundus
Lineage: Eukaryota; Metazoa; Arthropoda; Insecta; Blattodea; Kalotermitidae
Gene: vib
Product: phosphatidylinositol transfer protein alpha isoform
Exons: 7
Coding region: 111-680 (189 amino acids)
Biological process (GO): phospholipid transport
Cellular component (GO): cytoplasm
Molecular function (GO): phosphatidylinositol binding; phosphatidylinositol transfer activity; phosphatidylcholine intramembrane carrier activity
Source: RefSeq, a predicted model, not a curated record